CGCCACGCCCGCUGCAGGCCGAGGGCCAGUCACCCGCGGGCCGGUGCCCCGCAGCCCCCCUCCGCCGCCCCGCCCGUUCCCCAGCCGCGGGACCGGUAACGGUUACGAAGCACUUUUUCAGCUGCGUUUUCUGCUUAGUCAUUGCCUUCCAGGAAACAGCUACCUCAAUUUGGAGCCAAGUCUUCUGUGGAGGCGGCCGCAGUCCCAGGAGCUGCAGCCACCAGCGCCUCCUUCACGGACCCCGCCGGCCUCCCUCGGUCCGGGGUGCAGGCCCUGAUCCUGCCGCGCGGGGCCAGCAGCCUCGCGCUCCGCACGCCGCCUCACACACCGCGUCUUGCGGGGCGGCCCCCAUCCUCGCCCGCCCUCCCGCGACUCCGUCGCCGCUUCGCCCCCUCGGGCAGCCGCUGCCAUGGGGACCGACAGCCGCGCAGCGGGGGCGCUCCUGGCGCGGGCCCGCACCCUGCACCUGCAGACCGGGAACCUGCUCAACUGGGGCCGCCUGCGGAAGAAGUGCCCUUCCACGCACAGCGAAGAGCUCCGAGAUUGUAUCCAGAAGACUUUGAAUGAAUGGAGUUCCCAAAUCAGCCCAGAAUUGAUCAGGGAGUUUCCAGAUGUCUUGGAAUGUACUGUAUCUCAUGCGCUAGAAAAGAUAAAUCCUGAUGAAAGAGAAGAAAUGAAAGUUUCUGCAAAACUGUUUAUUGUAGGAUCAAACUCUUCAUCAUCAACUAGAAAUGCAAUUGACAUGGCCUGUUCUGUCCUUGGAGUUGCACACCUGGAUUCUGUGAUCAUUGCUUCACCUCCUAUUGAAGAUGGAGUUAAUCUUUCCUUGGAGCAUUUACAGCCUUACUGGGAGGAAUUAGAAAAUUUAGUUCAAAGCAAAAAGAUUGUUGCUAUAGGUACCUCUGAUCUAGACAAAACACAAUUGGAGCAGCUGUACCAGUGGGCACAGGUAAAACCAAAUAGUAACCAAGUUAAUCUUGCCUCCUGCUGUGUGAUGCCACCUGAUUUGACUGCAUUUGCUAAGCAGUUUGAUAUACAGCUAUUGACUCAUAAUGAUCCAAAAGAACUGCUUUCGGAAGCAAGUUUCCAAGAAGCUCUUCAGGAAAGUAUCCCUGGCAUUCAAGCACAAGAGUGGGUACCACUCUGGCUGCUGAGAUACUCUGUCAUUGUUAAAAGCAGAGGCAUUAUUAAAUCAAAAGGCUACAUUUUACAAGCUAAAAGAAGGGGUUCUUAACUG
Elephantulus edwardii (Cape elephant shrew) is the source of this 1237-nucleotide messenger RNA. RefSeq names its product glutamate-cysteine ligase, modifier subunit (gene GCLM). Gene Ontology annotation, biological process: glutathione biosynthetic process. The transcript is spliced from 7 exons. Gene Ontology annotation, cellular component: glutamate-cysteine ligase complex. Bases 410 to 1234 code for a protein of 274 amino acids. The record is from RefSeq and is a predicted model, not a curated record. Lineage: Eukaryota; Metazoa; Chordata; Mammalia; Macroscelidea; Macroscelididae. Gene Ontology annotation, molecular function: enzyme regulator activity; glutamate-cysteine ligase catalytic subunit binding.